Messenger RNA from Myxocyprinus asiaticus (Chinese sucker), 2481 nucleotides. RefSeq names its product taste receptor type 1 member 1-like. The record is from RefSeq and is a predicted model, not a curated record. Gene Ontology annotation, biological process: G protein-coupled receptor signaling pathway. Lineage: Eukaryota; Metazoa; Chordata; Actinopteri; Cypriniformes; Catostomidae. Gene Ontology annotation, molecular function: G protein-coupled receptor activity. The transcript is spliced from 6 exons. Bases 1 to 2481 code for a protein of 826 amino acids. Gene Ontology annotation, cellular component: membrane.
AUGCUUCUAAGAAGCAAUUACACUUUCCUUUUGUGCUUUACUAGUUGUUUCUUCAAAGUUUCUUGCUCAUCAUCUGAGUUCAGCUUGGGGGGAGAUUACUUAUUGGGUGGUCUUUUUGCUUUACAUGAAGUGGAUCAUGCUAUGCUCAUGUCCACCCCAGGGGCCAUUGAAUGUUCCAGGCACAUCAUCUCAGUAUUUGGAUAUCACAUGUUCCAAGUUAUGAGGUUUUCUGUUGAGGAGAUUAAUAACUCCACCACCCUCCUGCCUAAUGUUUCUCUAGGCUAUGAGAUUUUUGACCAUUGUACUGCAAUGAAGAAUUUCCCUGCAGUAUUCAGUUUUAUCUCACAGAAUGGAUCAAUAAAACCUAAAAAAAUGCUGAAAGACCAUCAGCCUAAAGUGAUUGCUUUAACAGGUCCAUUUGGAAGCACGAGAACUAUGACGAUUGCACCGUUGUUCACAAUGGACCUUAUACCAAUGGUAAAUUAUGGAGCUUCCAGUUAUGCGUUAAGUAAUAAACUUCAGUAUCCCUCUUUUAUAAGAACAAUCCCCAGCAACAAAGACCUGAUACAGAUGAUUAUUCACAUCAUAAAGUGGUUUGGAUGGAACUGGGUUGCCUUUCUUGGUGGUCAAGACGAUUACAGUGAAGAUGGCCUGAGACAGUUUAACAAGUUUAUCAGCAAUACUGGCAUUUGUUUGGCCUAUCAAGAGAUUCUUAGCCUAGGGGCAAACUACAGUCGACCACUUAAAAAGAUUGAUAUGCUUAAAAUCAAUGUCAUCGUGGUUUAUUCAGUGCAACAAUAUGCAAAAAACAUAAUUAAAGCUGCCAUAGCAAGCAACAUCCGAGACAAAGUUUGGAUUGCAAGCCAAGCAUGGUCGAUGGACCAACAGCUUCCAAGAGAGCCAGGAAUUGAGAAAAUUGGUACAGUUAUUGGCCUUACAGAGAAAUUAUUGGCAUUGCCUGGAUUUAAUGAUUUCAUCUAUAAAGCCAAAGGAACUACUAAAGUUCACAAUACUGAUAGCGAUGAAGUCCAGAGUGAUGCAUGUAAUCAAGCUUGUGAAAGCUGCUCAUUACUGGCUGAAGAGGAAAUUAUAAAUGAAAAUCCCACAUUCUCCUUUGGCAUCUAUGCUGCCAUAUAUACCAUAGCUCAUGCAUUACAUAAAGUUCUGAAGUGCAACAUGAAUGGAUGCCACAAAAACACAACGGUUAGGCCAUACAUGCUUCUGGGAGAAAUGAAGAAAGUGGAUUUUCCACUUAAUGGUCGUCAGGUGAAAUAUGAUGAUAAUGGUGAUCCAACCGUAAAUUACUCAGUUGUGCUCUGGCAUACUAAAACAAAUCCUCCACGGUUUGAGAUGGUGGGCACAUAUGAUACAUAUCCAGAAAUUACCUUUACCAUGAGCAGCUCUCUCAUGCCCUGGCAUAACAAUGGAUCUGUUCCUUUAUCAAACUGCUCAGUUGAGUGUAAGGAGGGAUUUUCGAAGGUACCGGAGGGAUUGCAUGAGUGCUGUUUUCAGUGUGAAAAAUGCCCAAGAAACAGCUAUGUGAAUCAUUCUCGGGACCCCUAUACCUGUUUUCCAUGUGCAGAGAGUGAAUGGUCUGAUGAGGGGAGCACAACAUGCAAGAUGCGUUUUGUUGUCUAUCUUGAGUACACAGAAAUCUCCUCCAUCAUGUUCAUGCUUUCUGCCAUAUGUCUGAUGACUCUCUUAGUUGCAAUCUUUUGCCUUUUUGCCUACAAUCAUAAUACACCAGUGGUGAAGUCUGCUGGUGGUAGCAUGUGUUUUCUUAUGUUGGCAUGUUUGAUUAUGUCUAACAAAAGCUUGUUCUUCUUCUUUGGAAAACCCACAUCUUCACAUUGUAUCUUGAGAAAUUUCAUAUUUGCAUUUUUCUUCACUGUCUGUCUCUCCUGUCUGACUGUCCGUGCCUUUCAAAUUGUUUAUGUCUUCAAAAUGGCUGCCAAGUUUCCUAACUUGUACAGCUUGUGGGUGAAGCACAAUGGCCAGUGGCUCUUCAUUUUGUUUUCUUCUGUUAUUGUUUUAAUUGCUUGUUUGAUAUGGGCGACUGUCACACCUGCUAAACCCAUCAGGGACACAUUUUCUUUUAAAGACCAGAUUAUGCUUGUCUGUGAUAAGGGGAACACUUUAACCAUACUUAUGUUUGUAAGUUGGUUUCUUGGUGUCUUGUGUCUCGUAUUUUCAUACAUGGCAAGAGACCUGCCAAAAAAUUACAACGAGGCCAAAUCAAUAACUUUCAGUCUGGUUUUGUUUUAUAUGAGCUGGAUUGCAUACUUCACAGCAUUUUCUACUCUUAAAACCAAAUACAGCAUGCUUUUUAAUGCAAUGGCCCAGCUAGCCAGUGUUAAUGCAAUUGUCUUCAGUUAUUUCAUACCAAAAUCUUACAUCAUAAUAUUUCAAGCAAAAAAGAACACUUCUGCAUAUUUUCAAACAUCUAUUCAGAAUUACUCCCAAACCAUUAGUUUGACUUAG